UUCUCUACCACUGAUUAAAUACUUGUGCUGCGAGAACAAACAAAGUAUACAAAACUGAGAAAAUAGAUCUAGAUAUGGAAGGAGAAGUGCACAAUCUAAUACUAGAUUGGAGUAUAGCUUUGGCAUCUCUUCUCUAUUGCCAUGGCGUUGGGAUGUUCAUUGGUGAAGGUACAACUAGAUUCUUGGCGCUAUUUCCAGUCAUAUGUCUCUUCCUAUUUCUUCCCUUAAAUCUCCACACCAUGUUCUUCUGCGGUCUAACCUCUUUCUUCAUAUCAUGGCUUGGAAGCUUCAAGCUCAUGCUUUACGCCUUUGGUAAAGGUCCUUUAUGUUCGUAUCCACAUCUACCUAUAUCUCACUUCGUAUUUACGGCAUGCCUUCCAAUCAAGAUCAUAAGAAAUCGAGAAAAAGUAUCUAACCAGAUCACCAAGAACAAGAAAUCCCCUAAAGACUAUGUUCCAAGGGUUCUACUGUUUAUCGUUACACUUAAGGCGUACAGUUACAAAGACCGUUUUCACCCUUUACUAACCACAUCUCUAUAUGCAUACUAUCUCUUCUUCAUGCUUGAACUCUUGUUAGCCUUGACAGCUUCUUUAGCUCGAACAAUCGUUGGGGUUGAACUCGAGCCACAGUUUGAUGAGCCUCACCAUGCUACAUCGGUGCAAAACUUUUGGGGGAAAAGGUGGAACCUCAUGGCGUCUAGCAUACUACGCCCUACAGUCUACCAUCCUUCGCGUGUCAUCUUUAGCCAUCUGGUUCCUGAAAGAUGGGUAUCAGUGCCUGCAGUUUUUGCGACGUUUCUAGUGUCUGGAGUAGUGCAUGAGUUGAUCUUUUACCAUCUUGGGCGACUAAGGCCAACAGGGGAAUUCACCAGCUUCUUUGUAAUUCAAGGUGUUUGUGUUGGAAUCGAGAUUGUGAUCAAGAAAACCAUGGGACAGCGUUUACAACCAUCACCAGUUGUCGCUCGAACGUUAACUUUGUCAUUUGUGAUGAUUACUAGCUUUUGGCUGUUCUUCCCACCUUUCUUGCGAAUAGAUCCGUAUGCUAAGUCUUGUAGAGAGUUCAUGGCGUUUAUAGGGUUUCUUAAGAGUGGUCAAAUUCUUAGCCCCAAUGAGUAUGCAUGCCCUAUUAUGUGAAAGUGCCAAUAAUAACAUCAAUCGUGUAUUUGGUAGAUUUGUAUCUUAUAAUCAGUUAAUCGCACUUUAAAUGGUUUUUUUUUACUAAUUUACAAAGGUAAUGUAAUGUUACUGGGCGAUUCAAAUAUAAUAUUGAACUAUCCUUGAAUUA
Messenger RNA from Lactuca sativa (garden lettuce), 1284 nucleotides. RefSeq names its product acyl-CoA--sterol O-acyltransferase 1. The record is from RefSeq and is a predicted model, not a curated record. NCBI's taxonomy places the organism in Eukaryota, Viridiplantae, Streptophyta, Magnoliopsida, Asterales, Asteraceae. Gene Ontology annotation, biological process: lipid metabolic process.